CAUAUAUUCACAGAUCUCUGUGAGUCUGUAGUUGUUACACACCGGUACCAGUUUAUGUCCAAGGAACAACUCAAGCUACGUCUUACCUGUUGGACUUCACCUAGCGUCCUUAAGAAAGACUUUGGGUAACUUGUGUGGUCACUACAAGUCACGUCUUAAGUACCUUUAUCUAGAUGAAAGGACAAUAGCCAGCUGUUUGACCCCUGUUCAUGCCGGUGCCUGGGGUGAACCUACGCGAAGACAACAUCUCGCCAUAUCAUCUCGGGAUGUCACCGCAAAGAGAUGUGUACUUCUAUACGGGUUUACAAUUGUACCGCGGACUUUUGAUGCUAUAAACGUCUACAAUAUUUAACUUGAAGACGGGACCUUCUUGAAGUAGCUGAAAUAUGGCCACGGAUCGUGAGGUAUCGGUUCGCAUUCCGAAAAGGGCGUAUGUACUUCUGGAAACAGCUGUUUUAGUGGAUACAGCGUUCAUCGCCGGAGUUCCUGUAUCCAUUGAGAUCCUGUACAAGGGCGAGCCUGCUGUACAAUACCGCAGCAUUGGGAACGGCAAGAUUCAACAUUUCUCCUUCACUCCGAAACGUCUGGGGGCUCACUUCGUCAACAUCCUGGUCAACGGAUACUCUUUAGGAGCCCCUGUCCUUAUCGACGUGAGAAGCCCGUACUACCCGGACGCUGCCCGGGUGAGGGUGUGUGGGCCGGGGUUGAAGAACGGAGACCUGGACACGUACAGGGGUAACAUCGUGUGUGAGACGGUAGAUGCAGGAACUGGUGUGCUCAUGGUCAACGUGCUAGGGCCUGCAGGAAAUGUGCCGGUUAUGACCACAGCUAUGGACGGCCCCAACUGUCCCGUGGCGGUGUCGUUCCAGCCGCAGUCCGCAGGCGACUACUUCAUCCACAUCAAGUGGACUGACGACCAUGUCCCGGGGAGUCCGUUUAAAGUCGAACUCACGGAAAGGAAGAAACCAGGACUGAUGUCGAAACUCUUCUCAAAAGCUCCAAACCAAGACGUUCAAGGUCCCGUGGCUGGUUUCCCGCCAAAGGAAGGCGAAGGAGAAGAGAGACCACCAGAAGGGCCUUCGUACGAGGAGAUCGACCACUGGGUUAACACUGGUCUGUGGUCACCGUCAAGUUCUGAUUCAAGUUCGUCAGGAAAGGAAAACAACCCGAUCUCUCCUGCUAUUCAGGCAGAACAAAAGGCUGAAGUGAGCGCCAACUUGAGGCGCCACCAAUCGUUCAUCACGAGGAAGUACAGGGCGAUUGUGAAACGAGAGUCCAAGAGGGAGCGUCGAGCACCCUUACAGCCCACCACAGAAGCUCCUGAGUCUGAUGAUAUGGCACCGAGUGGUUUAGAAGAGCCGAAACAUGUUGUCGGUGAGGUCAAAGGUCAGGCUGACCCAAAUAUGGCAUCCAAGAUGGCGACUGACAAGAAAGAAGACGGAAAGCCCCGGUUUAUAGCAGGUGUGCUGCGGAAGAGUUUGAGAGGAAACAGAAGUUCGUAUGACCUAAAUCACGAUGAAAGUAAGGUUGAAACAGGUCGAAGAAUGAGCUCUCAAGGGUUAGUCAGUGAUCCUAAAGAUACAGAAUUAAACCAGAGACUGAGCCAGUCACAACCUGAUGUUACUCCCAACAGGAACACAGAAGGAUUUGUAUUUCUGGGAAAGAAUUCGAAAGCAGAAGAAAUCGUCCCAACUUUAACUCCUCAAAUUGACACAAAAGUUGCUGAUGAAAAGUCAAAGAAGCGGCAGAAAGUAAGCUUUGUAGAAAAUGAGGAAAUGGUAAAAGAUCUUUCAAACAAAGAGGAGGCCUCAAAGUUAAAAGCUCAAGGAAAGGGUGUUAAGGCAGACAAUGAAAAGGGCAAAGCUAAGGUUAGUCUGGUCAGAGUGGAGAGCAUCAAAUGGUGA
Molecule: messenger RNA, 1904 nt
Organism: Branchiostoma floridae (Florida lancelet)
Lineage: Eukaryota; Metazoa; Chordata; Leptocardii; Amphioxiformes; Branchiostomatidae
Exons: 5
Coding region: 387-1904 (505 amino acids)
Biological process (GO): actin cytoskeleton organization
Molecular function (GO): actin filament binding
Source: RefSeq, a predicted model, not a curated record